Messenger RNA from Solenopsis invicta (red fire ant), 1574 nucleotides. RefSeq names its product Werner Syndrome-like exonuclease (gene WRNexo). Lineage: Eukaryota; Metazoa; Arthropoda; Insecta; Hymenoptera; Formicidae. The record is from RefSeq and is a predicted model, not a curated record. Gene Ontology annotation, biological process: nucleobase-containing compound metabolic process. Gene Ontology annotation, molecular function: nucleic acid binding; 3'-5' exonuclease activity. Bases 713 to 1504 code for a protein of 263 amino acids. The transcript is spliced from 7 exons.
GAUGUGACCUUGGCGACGCCAUCCAAGGUCAAACUGAUAAGAUAUAACUUCUCCAAAUUUAAACUUUCUAUCUAGUUUCGUUUAAAAGUUAAUUACGAGACUAUUGUCCCACUCUAUAUACAGGGUGUCAGAAAAUAUUUACUUAUGCUUUUGUGGGUUUGAUAGAGUAAAUCAAACUGAAAAGAAAAGUCUUUUACUAUUUUUAGCCAGAAACACUAAAAGCAGCCGCGGCGAGCGGCGCGCUGAAUCGAGUAGGAUAAGACAGCUAUUGCUACUUUUCUCUUUUUUUUAAAACGUGUUCUGUUUUGGUUACUUAAAAAACAUAAAUAAAAUAGAAAAAAAUUGCUUUAAAUACAAAAAACAAUAGUUUUUAUUCAAAAUAAAAAAAAUUUUUGCCAAUCUCGUUCUCAGUGAAAAACGCAGUUAAAUUGAAAGUUGUGGAACCAGGCAUAAGCUCCAUACUCGGAACGCACUCAUGGAGGCACUCGAGUGAUAUUUUCGAACACAUUCCUGAUCAGCUGUUCGCUAGGUGACAAAAUUGGCGGGAAACCGGCGAGCGGACUCACGAAGAAGCUAUCAUGGCACUGUCGAGAUCCUGGCGACAGGACGAAGCACGCAUCUACGAUCGAUCCAGAACACCAGGAUCAAGUAUCUCGUAUAGAUCCGUCUCGCCAAGUUGUCACCACUUUCCGCUGUUUGUUCCACCAUCACGAUGACGACACGUGCCGCUAGUCUCGGCAUAAAGAAGGUAUCUGAGGAAGCAGUGGGACUGCGUCGUUCACCGCGGAACUUGCCGCAGCAUCUAAAGGAAAAGUUGGAACAAUCAAAACCUGAAAGAGAGCCCGACAUACAAACUUUGCCUCAGAUUCUUUUCAAAGGUUGCAUUCAAUACGCUGAUAACUUUUCCGAUUGUGCCCGGAUUUGUGACGAUCUCAUACAAGAAGUGAAGCGCAACGAGAAAGAGAUCGUACCAAUAGGUUUCGAUCUGGAGUGGCCUUUCAGCUUUCAAACUGGUAGCGACAGAACGGCGCUGGUGCAGAUUUGUCUGGAGGAUAGUGUGUGUUAUCUCUUAUACGUUUACUCGCUGAGGAAGCUCCCGGCGGCAUUUGUCGAACUCUUGUGUCAUCCGAAAGUCAAGCUUGUUGGUGUUAAUAUUAAAAACGACGUGUGGAAGCUCGGGAGGGACUUCAAAGAGUUUCCUGCUCAGAAAGUGGUAGAGAAUAAUUGUCUGGACUGCGGAACUUACGCUAAUCGAGUCUUGAAGCGAUCUUGCCGUUGGAGUUUGGAAAAAUUGACUGCUUACUUGUUAAAGAAGAAAAUCAGCAAAGAUCCCUCAGUGCGAAUGAGUAAGUGGCACAUACAACCCUUAAGCGACGCCCAGAAAAGCUACGCAGCUACGGAUGCUUACGUAUCCCUUUUGCUUUAUACAACGCUCGAGGCGAAGGCCAUCGCUAUAGAAAAGGAAAAUCAAAAUGACGAAAACUUGCUGAAUCUUUUGAUUUAACGAAAUUGUUUUUCGCCUUUAAUGAACAUCCAAUUCACGUCACCAAAUAUCGUUAGAAUGCAUUCACGAG